UGUGCAAUACCGCCAUCUAAAGGACUGGAGUGUAGCACUCCCGUUUCCGGUUCACAGCCUUCAAAUUAACAAAUGUGUUUAUUCCCUUGACUUCCUUCUCGUGCAACUGAUACUCCUAUGUAUGCGUAGCGUAUUAAUGUAAUGAUACAGUUCGGAAUGACGUUGUUAGAAUAAAUUACAAACAAGCACAGACAUUUAGAAAAAGGUUGCUCCGACGCAAAUUUACGCUACUUCCGGUUUGGAAGUGUCACAAUAAAAGUCUAAACUCAGGGCGGAUAUCAUGUGCUACGGGAUUAAAAGGUCGACACUGAUUAAUUGCAUCAUAUCUCUUGAUAGAGUGGUCGGUGUCAAGGUUUACUAAAACAAUAGACAGGGGUGACGCAGUCACUGCAGUGUCGCUAACUGCUGCAUUUAGACGCCCGGAGCCGUAACAACUGUAUUUGGGUAAUGGAGAAAGCCAAACAAGAUGCAUUUGACCGUGCAAGGCUCGAGGUGAUUAAAGAUGGCUACGAGAGAGGCUUUGAGUGCAUCAACAAAGGUCUGACAGCCGAUGAAGCCGGAGACCCGAGCCAGGCUCUGGAGCUGUACAAGAAGGGUCGACACCACCUUCUCCGGGGCAUCAGCGUGCCCUCGCGGGGCGAUGAAUGCACAGGCAGCUCCUGGGAGUCGGCCCGACAGAUGCAGAAGAAAAUGCAGGAGACCCUCAACAACAUCACCACUCGUCUCGCCAUACUGGAGACCGCUACCGCCGCAGAGGGGCCCGCCGAGCAGCCUUCUGAAAGCCUCUACCCAAAAAUACCAGCCAAAGAAAAGCCGCAGAGGCCCCGCCCUCCGCUCCCAGGGAGUGAGCAUCCCCCGGCGUACUCGCCCCAAGCUGUCGAGGGUCACCUCUCCAUCUCGUACGGGACCGAAUCAGGCGAGCUUUCACUGGUGGGUGACGAGUUUUACAGCCGGACGUCAACCUCCUCGUCGUCCCCGCAGAGCAUGGGCGAGGACGCGGAGGAGCUGCUGUGCAUCCCUCAGGGCGUGCAGAUAUUCUUCGUGACCCCCGAGGGCCAUGUGAGCGCCCCCUCCUACCCGGGCUACCUGCGACUGGUCAAGUUCACCAGCGAUCACUCUGAGACGAUGCCCGACAGACCUCCAGCUUUCCUGCAGGUGUGCGACUGGCUGUACCCGCUCGUGUCGACAAACUCCCCGGCCUUGCUGUGCAACACCGGAGUGUUCAUGUUCCCCGACAUGAUGGCGCCGGCGCCAGGCCAUUUUGUGGGAGUGGUUCUGUCUUCUGAGCUGCCUGCUGCCGACAGAGAGCUGUUCCAGGAUCUGCUGUCUCAGAUGACAGACCUCAGGGUUCAGGCUCCUGUUGAAGCCGCCGAGCAUGAUAAUCUCAGCCACAAAGUGCCCAUUGUUACGCCGGAAGAAACCGAAGCGGCGGCGGAGGAGAAGUCAGCGGAGGAGGCAGCGGCGGCAGAGGGGGACGACCAGGCUCUACCCGCAUGGAGCGAGACGGUGGCCAGUGGCAUCCUGACCGGCGCGUCCUGGUUGAGCUGGGGUCUGGUCAAAGGAGCCGAGUUCACAGGCAAGGCCGUCCACAAGGGGGCGUCUAAACUCCGAGAGCACAUCACACCCGAGGACAAGCCGGCCCACGUCAGUCCCACCGUCACCAAAGGCCUUCAUGUUGCCAAGCAGGCCACGGGUGGAGCUGUCAAAGUCAGCCAGUUUCUAGUGGACGGCGUGUGCACUGUCGCCGGCUGCGUGGGCCGGGAGCUGGCGCCGCACGUGAAGAAACACGGGGGGAAGCUCAUUCCGGAGUCCAUGCGGAAAGACAAGGAUGGGCGUUCGAACAUAGACGGUGCCAUGGUGGUGGCCGCCAGUGGAGUGCAAGGAUUUGCCACCAUGUGGACCGGUUUGGAGGUGGCGGCCAAAAACAUUGCGACGAGCGUGGCGUCAGAGACCGUCACUACGGUGAAGCACAAAUUUAGGGGUCUUCAAAACAUCUUAGACCCACCUAAUGGCAACAAUUGAUGAUUAAAACAAAGCGAUUUAACUCUUUGCACUAACAACAAGCAUGACAUGAGCCUCUUUUUAAAAAAUAAGUGAAUUCAUUGCCUUUUCCUUACUUGUCAUAGCAAUAAUUAUGUUCAUUGAGAUUUAUAUUGUAAUUAAUGAGUCGAGGUAGUGGGGGCCAAAGUAUAUGCAUACACGUUUUUUUUGUUACCAUAAAUCAUUAAAUUCUUAUUAAGUCCAUGGCCACACCAUUACGAAUAUUUUACGACGCAACUUCUUUGUAAAAAUAUAAUCUCCAUCAGCACCAUUGGCAUUUAAAAUAAAUAAAUAAAAACAUAUCUGUCCACAAUAAAGUCACACUCCCCAGCUUUCAUGCACAUGUUGGCCACUUGGCCUGUGCGUGUUAUGAGAGCCAAAACACCAUUGACUGCAUGGAAAGAAAUCAGCACCCGUAAGUCAAUAACUUCAUUAAAGUACAGUCGUAGCUCGGUUUGAAAAAUUGCGACAACAACCUGAAUCAUACGAAAACCAAUGCAACAUUUUCUUAAAGAAAGAAUCCAUUCCAGACUAGGGAUGGGUACCCAAUUUGGUUCUUUUAUAGGCACUGACCAAAUUCUAUCAAUACUACCGGGUAUUUAUUCACGUAAAAUCAAUCUAAAACAUUUCGUUAUCUUUUUUUGUCAGACUAAACACCGGCUCAAACGCUUGGCAAGGAAACACUACUCACUACGUGUCCAUGCAGUAAAUUCGUCUGAUUUGUGAAACUUUUUUUUUUUGUAUUUUUUCACCGACAAGUGAAGUCCAAGUGUCCAUGCACUCUCUCGAAUGCGACUAAUGGUUAUCGUAUUUUUCGGCGUAUAAGUCGCACCAGCCGAAAAUGCAUAGUAAAGAAGGAAAAAAACAUAUAUAAGUCGCACUGGAGUAUAAGUCACAUUUUUUGGGGAAAUUGAUUUGAUAAAACCCAACACCAAAAAUAGACAUUUGAAAGGCAAUUUAAAAUAAAUAAAGAAUAGUGACCCAACAGGCUGAAUAAGUGUACAUUAUAUGAGGCAUAAAUAACCAACUGAGAACGUGCCUGGUAUGUUAACGUAACAUAUUAUGGUAAGAGUCAUUCAAAUAACUAUAACAUAUAGAACAUGCUAUACGUUUACCAAACAAUCUGUCACUCCUAAUCGCUAAAUCCCAUGAAAUCUUAUACGUCUAGUCUCUUACGUGAAUGAGCUAAAUAAUAUGAUUUGAUAUUUUACGGUAAUGUGUUAAUAAUUUCACACAUACCGUAUUUUUCGGACUAUAAGUCGCAGUUUUUUUCAUAGUUUGGCCGGGCUCCAGUGCGAUUUAUAUAUGUUUUUUUUUCCUUCUUUAUUAUGCAUUUUCGGCAGGUGCGACUUAUACUCCGGUGCGAUUUAUACUCCGAAAAAUACGGUAAGUCGCUCCUGAGUAUUAGUCGCAAACUAUGGAAAAAAACUGCGACUUAUAGUCCGAAAAAUAUGGUAUACACCAUGUGCCUCCUGUACACUAUGGGGUGCUUAUUUCAUUUUAGCCCGGAUAACUGAAUUACUUUUCCGGUUGACCUAUGAUGUCACGAACUAUGAUGUCACUCUCGGAUUUGCGGGUCUUUACAACUUGUUUGUAAUAUUGGCACAGAUUACAAAUAUUACGUCUCUAAUGGCUAGCAAACAGUGUCAAGAAAUUAUCUUGGAUUGCGCUACGAACAUGACGCCACUACCAAGAAUGUAUCGGGGCGAAUGCAGGUCCGAAGCAAAGAAAGACAGGCGGAAGAGUUUUUUCGAUACGCAUGGUAUUCUUUGUUCGGACACACCUUUUACGCGUGCAAACAGACUAGUUUGUUCCAUGCAAUUUUUGAACGUACGAUGACCAAGACAGAAUACGAAAACCAGGGCAAAAUUUGGCCAAAAUCUUUUGCCAAAAAGCGGGGCUUACAACAUCUAAGGCACGGCUGUACUUGUGGUCUGUGUUAAGUAAGGUUUAAAAUCAUGGCAAUAUGUCGCAUAGGUCCUUGUAAACCAGUCCAUACACAAACAUCGAGAGUACUUAAAGAUCUUCACCAUCGAGCACAAUUUCUAGGGAGUAAAUAUUUGUGGACAAAUACAGUACAGGCCAAAAGUUUGGACACACCUUCUCAUUCAAUGCGUUUUCUUAUUUUCCAUGACUAUUUACAUUGUAGAUUGUCACUG
Molecule: messenger RNA, 4199 nt
Organism: Nerophis lumbriciformis (worm pipefish)
Lineage: Eukaryota; Metazoa; Chordata; Actinopteri; Syngnathiformes; Syngnathidae
Product: spartin-like
Biological process (GO): negative regulation of BMP signaling pathway; cell division
Cellular component (GO): plasma membrane
Source: RefSeq, a predicted model, not a curated record